UUCGACUCGAUCUGUCGGUUAGGUCACGCACAAUUCAUCGUCGUAAAUCCCAGACAUUGAUGGUACACCAGAAUCGUAAAACGACGCGACGUCAAACACUCGUUUCCCGUUUUAUUUUUACCGUGGCCCGUAGUUUAUUGAAACCGUCAAUAUUUUCGUACCACAAUAUUGUACCGGACGGUGGUGUCAGUGGGAAUUCCAUUUCAUCCAUGAACCGGCGUAUUUCGGCAUUGAUAACCCGACGUAGUAACUCGUAGUCGUCCUGAUUACACCCGUGAGUUACGUUUGAUUACGCGCGGUGUAAUCAUAUUUUGUACACCACGUAUUUGAUGUUGACAAUUGAUAUCGUCCGAACCUGUGCAUUGUCCACCGUCCGUCCGUCACUACAAUAAUUAUAGUCAUACCAAAAAACCAAUUCGGGGUUAGUACGGUUGUCGUUCGUCAGUUUCGACGUUCCAAAGAUGGCUAAAAUCGUAGCUAUUGUUUCCAAGUUCUACGAUGAUUACGUGAAGACCACGUCGAAAAAACUCAAGAUCAUCGACGCCUAUUUGUUGUACAUCAUGUUAACCGGAAUCGUGCAGUUCACGUACUGUUGUCUAGUAGGCACUUUCCCGUUCAACUCCUUUCUCAGUGGUUUCAUUUCGUCUGUCAGUUGUUUUGUACUUGGUGUAUGUUUACGAUUACAAGCAAAUCCUCAAAACAAGGCGCAAUUCAGUGAUAUAAGUCCAGAACGUGGAUUUGCUGACUUCAUUUUUGCACAUAUUGUGCUUCAUUUAACAAUCAUAAACUUUAUUGGUUAAACUCAGAAACAAGGUUCUAAAUUUAAAUUAAUUAUACGGUUUGAUUUUUUUCUAAAAAUAUUUGUAUAUAAAAGGUUAAAUAAAUAUAAAC
This is a messenger RNA of Sipha flava (yellow sugarcane aphid), 891 nucleotides long. It is a transcript of the gene Dad1, whose product is annotated as dolichyl-diphosphooligosaccharide--protein glycosyltransferase subunit DAD1. The transcript is spliced from 2 exons. Gene Ontology annotation, cellular component: oligosaccharyltransferase complex; membrane. Gene Ontology annotation, biological process: protein N-linked glycosylation. Lineage: Eukaryota; Metazoa; Arthropoda; Insecta; Hemiptera; Aphididae. The coding region runs from base 462 to 800 and encodes 112 amino acids. The record is from RefSeq and is a predicted model, not a curated record.